CCUGAGGCGUUUAAUCUGCUGCACGGCAGUCUUCGCCUUACUGGCAGGUGUGCAUGGAGACUGCAGCAGGAAUCAGUGGCAGUGUGAUGAUGGGAUGUGUGUGCCGCAACGAUGGCGCUGUGAUGCUGCCAGUGACUGCCAGGACGGAUCUGAUGAGAUGGACUGUUUAUGUCAAGCAGGGGAUUUUGAGUGUGCGGAUGGCUCCGGUUGUGUGCCUGGGUCGGAUGUGUGUGACGGGCGGCCCCAGUGUCCCGAUGCUUCAGAUGAGUGGGAUUGCAGCUGGCGUUUAGGGUGUCUCUCGGGUGACUGGAAGUGCAAGAACAAGGUCUGCAUCCCACGAGACCUUCUCUGCAAUGACGUCAACGACUGCGGCGAUAGCUCUGAUGAAGAAUUGUGUGGUUCCUGUGGGAAGAUGAGCAUGCGCUGUGCUGAUGGCAAGUGUAUAAGCCAGAGAGAGAGGUGUGAUGGAGUCGCCCAGUGCUCGGAUAGGAGAGAUGAGCCUCUUACGUGUGGUAAAACUUGUCAUAAUGGUAAUGGUGGCUGUAGCCAUUCUUGCAUUGACCAGCCUUGGGGAGCCCUGUGCUCUUGUCCCACUGGAAUGACCCUUUCUGCUAACGGACUUGAUUGUGAAGAUGUCAAUGAGUGUGAACAGUCUUUUGGACCUUGCAUGCACUUGUGCUCUAAUACACCAGGGUCUUUUCGCUGUCUGUGCCAGAAUGGUUUCAAACCUCUUGGCAAUGGCUCAUGUGAGGCUCAAGGAGCCGUGUUGAAGAUUUUGACAAUUAGGGAAGGACUGAUUGGGUUAGUGAAUGUGAAGACCAGAGUGUUUGAACCACUUUUUGCAAGUGAAAAUGAAACUGUAGCCAUAACCUAUGAUAUCCAGAGGAACUUCAUUUACUGGGCUGAUCAAAAUGGGAAUAUCUACAAAGCUUAUAACCGAAGGAGCACGAUUAUGUAUUCAGGGCAGUCCGGUGUGAAGAGUCUAGCCGUCGACUGGCUCACUGGACAGCUGUAUUGGGCGAGCGUUACACAGAAAGCAAUCUAUACUGGUGCAGCUGAUGGUAGUGCUCUAGGCAUUGUCAUGUCCAAAGAAAUGGACCCAAGCGACAUGGUCCUCAGCCCAAUCGAGAGUUUCAUAUUUUGGAUUAAUAAAGCAACGAAUGAAGAAAUAACCAUUGAGAGGGCGGAAAUGGAUGGUUCGAAUCGGACAACACUGUUGUACGUUACUGCACAGUUACCAAGAAGUCUUGUGUUGGAUGUGGCUGCACAGCGGCUGUAUUGGAUCAGUGUUUACAAAAUGUCAAUUGAGAGCAUCAGGACAGAUGGCACUGGGCGGCACACCUUUGUGGGUGUCUUUCCAGGAAAUCGUGCUCAGACUCUGGCUGUAUUUAAUGGCUGGUUCUACUGGGCUGAUGAUAAACUCUGGCAGACUCCUCAAAAUAUGUCUGUUGUCAACCAAGAUGGAUUCAUCCUAAAAGCCUCGCUUCCUGUCCUGAACGUCUACCAUGCGCUUCAGCAACCCCAAGGUUUUACACCAUGUAAGAACUCAGGAUGCCAGCUGUGUUUGCCCUCCAAGAAAAGUGCUGUUGGAUUCACCUGUCUGUGUCCUGAGGGAACGUUGCCAAUGUCUUGGGGAUCUUGCGAAAAUUUUGCAGUUGCCUAUGCAACAGCCACAACCAUAUACAGUUUGGAGUUUGCUGGAAAGACUCCUGUGAAAACUGAGCUCUUUACUUCGGAUCAAAACAUCCAGUCCUUUGACAUGUACUGGCGGCGAGGAUGUCUGGUUUGGUCUAAUGGGACAGGCCACGUAAAGCUGAACAUGCAUUCUCAAGACUUAUCAGAGUACAUUCUGACUUUAAAACCUGCCUGCGUUGUCAGAGUUGACCAGAGAACCGGCAAUCUGUAUUGGUUGGCAUGUGAUGAACUUUCCAUUGGCGUUUCAACCAUUGGCCCCCUUGACCAAAGCAUUUCUAGGCAGCUAUAUCAAGCCAAAACUGCGAUCCUAGACCUGUUCGUGGAUUGGCAGAGAGGAAAGCUGUACUGGCUAGAGGGAGCUCAGAUCAUGAGAAUGAAACUGGGUCUGAUUGGUGGAAGAGCAGAAUCUAUCUUCAGCUUUGAGGACAGUGGGGUCGACAGCAUUGUGUUUGACAGAAAAGCGAAUGGCUUCCUUUGGAACAUGGAGUCUUACUUGCAGGUUAUGAGUCUAUUGAAGAUGAGGAAGUACUCUGCUGGUUUAGACUGGGUCGUUCCUGGCUCCAUCGUGGCUGCUUAUGAACCCUACAUGGUGGCAUUGUUCAAUAACGUCCUAACCGUUUGGAGUCGUAAAGAUGGAUCUCGUGUCUCUGGGGUUGCUGUCGAGAAAGGAGUUGUAAGCUUAUCUGUUGCGCUCAGGGAAGUCCAACAAGAUAAGAUGACUGAAGAUGUUCAUCCUACUGAGGUGACUUGCAAGAGUCCUCUAAUCUUUUGUCAGGGCUCAAUGGUGUGUAUCAGUCGAUCUCAGCGGUGUGAUGGGAAGAAGGACUGUCCGGAUGGGUCUGAUGAGACUUCAUGUUUGGACAUGUGUGCAAAGCCAGAUGAUUUCCUGUGUAAUGAUGGAAGUAAGUGUGUGGAGAGACAUUUGGUGUGUGAUGGUCAAACUCACUGCAUUGACGGUUCAGAUGAGAUGGGAUGUCCCACCAUGGCUGCUGAAACCUCAACCUCAGGGCCGUUAAAGUGUCGUUUGGGCUCUAAACCCUGUGAGGAUGGAAGUGAGUGUGUUCUGCACAGUCAUGUGUGUGAUGGAGAGAGGGACUGUAAGGAUGGAUCUGAUGAGCGGGGCUGUGAAUAUAAGUGUGAAGCAGAUCAGUUCCAGUGUGAUCAUUGGAUGUGUAUCGACAGAAAGCAGGUGUGUGACGGCACACCUCAGUGUCAGGACCGCUCUGAUGAAAUGGACUGUUUCACUCGCUCGCACGACUGCAAACACCAGUGUGACAACAAAACUCGCUGCAUCCCAGAAAACCUCCUCUGUAAUGGAGUGAAAGACUGUGUAGACGCCACUGAUGAAGACAACUGCUCUAAGACUAACAGAGAGGAUGUCAGUUUGGUGACUCUGAACAAAGGCGUUUCAGGUUUUGCACCUCCACCUCCGACCUGCAGAAGUCCAUCCGUGAUGUGUCCAGGAACAUCACUGUGCAUUUCCCAGACUCUGUUCUGUGACGGGAAGAUAGAUUGUCCGGAUGGUUUUGAUGAAGUCUCGUGCGUACAUGUUUGUUCAAAACCUGAUGACUUCCUGUGUAAGGACAGAAGGAAGUGUAUUGAUGGGAAUCUGGUGUGUGAUGGUCGCGCUCACUGCCUUGAUGGUUCUGAUGAGGUGGCUUGUUACAUGGCUGCUAAAUCCUCAUCCUCGGGGCCGUUAAAGUGUCGUCCGGGCUCUAAACCCUGUAAGGAUGGACGUGAGUGUGUCCUGUACAGUCAUGUGUGUGAUGGAGAGAGGGACUGUAAGGAUGGAUCUGAUGAGCGGGGCUGUGAAUAUAAGUGUAAAGCAGAUCAGUUCCAGUGCGCUCAUGGGAGGAUGUGUAUCGACAGAAAGCAGGUGUGUGACGGCACACCUCAUUGUCAGGACCGCUCUGAUGAAAUGGACUGUUUCACUCGCUCGCACGACUGCAAACACCAGUGUGACAACAAAACUCGCUGCAUCCCAGAAAACUUCCUCUGUGAUGGAGAGAAAGACUGUGUAGACGCCACUGAUGAAGACAACUGCUCUGAGACUAAAAGAAGGGAUGUAAAUUUGGUGACUCUGAACAAAGGCGUUUCAGGUUUUGCACCUUCACCUCCCAUCUGCAGAAGUCCAUCCGUGAUGUGUCCAGGAACAUCACUGUGCAUUUCCCAGACUCUGUUCUGUGACGGGAAGAUAGAUUGUCCGGAUGGUUCUGAUGAAGUUUCGUGCGUACAUGUUUGUUCAAAACCUGAUGACUUCCUGUGUAAGGACAGAAGGAAGUGUAUUGAUGGGAGUCUGGUGUGUGAUGGUCGCGCUCACUGCCUUGAUGGUUCUGAUGAGGUGGCUUGUUACAUGGCUGCUAAAUCCUCAUCCUCGGGGCCGUUAAAGUGUCGUCAGGGCUCUAAACCCUGUAAGGAUGGAAGUGAGUGUGUUCUGUACAGUCAUGUGUGUGAUGGAGAGAGGGACUGCAAGGAUGGAUCUGAUGAGCGGGGCUGUGAAUAUAAGUGUAAAGCAGAUCAGUUCCAGUGCGCUCAUGGGAGGAUGUGUAUCGACAGAAAGCAGGUGUGUGACGGCACACCUCAGUGUCAGGACCGCUCUGAUGAAAUGGACUGUUUCACUCGCUCACACGACUGCAAACACCAGUGUGACAACAAAACUCGCUGCAUCCCAGAAAACCUCCUCUGUGAUGGAGAGAAAGACUGUGUAGACGCCACUGAUGAAGACAACUGCUCUGAGAGUAAAAGAAGGGAUGUAAAUUUGGUGACUCUGAACAAAGGCGUUUCAGGUUUUGCACCUUCACCUCCCAUCUGCAGAAGUCCAUCCGUGAUGUGUCCAGGAACAUCACUGUGCAUUUCCCAGACUCUGUUCUGUGACGGGAAGAUAGAUUGUCCGGAUGGUUCUGAUGAAGUCUCGUGUGUUCAUGUUUGUUCAAAACCUGAUGACUUCCUGUGUAAGGACAGAAGGAAGUGUAUUGAUGGGAAUCUGGUGUGUGAUGGUCGCGCUCACUGCCUUGAUGGUUCUGAUGAGGUGGCUUGUUACAUGGCUCCUAAAUCCUCAUCCUCGGGGCCGUUAAAGUGUCGUCCGGGCUCUAAACCCUGUAAGGAUGGACGUGAGUGUGUCCUGUACAGUCAUGUGUGUGAUGGAGAGAGGGACUGCAAGGAUGGAUCUGAUGAGCGGGGCUGUGAAUAUAAGUGUAAAGCAGAUCAGUUCCAGUGCGCUCAUGGGAGGCUGUGUAUCGACAGAAAGCAGGUGUGUGACGGCACACCUCAGUGUCAGGACCGCUCUGAUGAAAUGGACUGUUUCACUCGCUCGCACGACUGCAAACACCAGUGUGACAACAAAACUCGCUGCAUCCCAGAAAACUUCCUUUGUGAUGGAGAGAAAGACUGUGUAGACGCCACUGAUGAAGACAACUGCUCUGAGACUAAAAGAAGGGAUGUAAAUUUGGUGACUCUGAACAAAGGCGGAGCAAAGGCCUCUGAACAAAGGCCUUCACCUCCCAUCUGCAGAAGUCCAUCCGUGAUGUGUCCAGGAACAUCACUGUGCAUUUCCCAGACUCUGUUCUGUGACGGGAAGAUAGAUUGUCCGGAUGGUUCUGAUGAAGUUUCGUGCGUACACGUUUGCUCAAAACCUGAUGACUUCCUGUGUAAGGACAGAAGGAAGUGUAUUGAUGGGAAUCUGGUGUGUGAUGGUCGCGCUCACUGCCUUGAUGGUUCUGAUGAGGUGGCUUGUUACAUGGCUCCUAAAUCCUCAUCCUCGGGGCCGUUAAAGUGUCGUCCGGGCUCUAAACCCUGUAAGGAUGGACGCGAGUGUGUCCUGUACAGUCAUGUGUGUGAUGGAGAGAGGGACUGUAAGGAUGGAUCUGAUGAGCGGGGCUGUGAAUAUAAGUGUAAAGCAGAUCAGUUCCAGUGUGCUCAUGGGAGGAUGUGUAUCGACAGAAAGCAGGUGUGUGACGGCACACCUCAGUGUCAGGACCGCUCUGAUGAAAUGGACUGUUUCACUCGCUCGCACGACUGCAAACACCAGUGUGACAACAAGACUCGCUGCAUCCCUGAAAACUUCCUCUGUGAUGGAGAGAAAGACUGUGUAGACGCCACUGAUGAAGACAACUGCUCUGAGACUUACAGAGAGGAAGUAAUUUUGGUGACUCUGAACAAAGACAUUUCAGGUUUUGCACCUUCACCUCCGACCUGCAGAAGUCCAUCCGUGAUGUGUCCAGGAACAUCACUGUGCAUUUCCCAGACUCUGUUCUGUGACGGGAAGAUAGAUUGUCCGGAUGGUUUUGAUGAAGUCUCGUGCGUUCAUGUUUGCUCAAAACCUGAUGACUUCCUGUGUAAGGACAGAAGGAAGUGUAUUGAUGGGAAUCUGGUGUGUGAUGGUCGCGCUCACUGCCUUGAUGGUUCUGAUGAGGUGGCUUGUUACAUGGCUCCUAAAUCCUCAUCCUCGGGGCCGUUAAAGUGUCGUCCGGGCUCUAAACCCUGUAAGGAUGGACGUGAGUGUGUCCUGUACAGUCAUGUGUGUGAUGGAGAGAGGGACUGCAAGGAUGGCUCUGAUGAAGAAAAUUGUGAACUUCAAUGCAAUCCUGGGAUGUUUCAGUGUAUUCAGGGAAAGAAGUGUAUUGACUUCCGGCAAGUGUGUGAUGGGACUCCUCAGUGUCCAGAUAACUCUGAUGAAGCAGGCUGCUGGAAACCCACCAAGAGCUGCAGCAUGCGCUGUGAUGGGAACACCCGUUGUAUCCCAGAGGUGUUCAUCUGUAAUGGUAUGAGGAACUGUUUGGACGGAUCGGAUGAAGCUGACUGUGCCAUGCCGACCCCACCAUCACCGUGCAAAAGCCCUUAUGUGGCUUGUCAGGGGACGUCACUAUGCAUCCUUCAGCGAUAUCUGUGUGAUGGGAUGAAAGACUGUCCUGAUGGCUCUGAUGAGAGACCGUGCCUCCGCAACUGCCCAUAUCGCAGUGACUUUAUGUGUAACGACAGGAGUAAGUGUGUGAAGAGAGAUCUGGUGUGUGAUGGCCGUGCUCAGUGCUUUGACCGUUCAGAUGAGAUGGGAUGUCCAACCAUGGCUGCUGCAACCUCAACGGCGUCAAUAAAGUGUCGCGUGGGUUCUAAACCCUGUAAGGAUGGACUUGAGUGUGUCCUGUACAGUCAUGUGUGUGAUGGAGAGAGGGACUGUAAGGAUGGAUCGGACGAGGCUGACUGCGAUUUUAAUUGUAAAACAGGGGAGUUUCAGUGUGCCCAUGGGAGGAAAUGCAUCGACUCAAAGCUUGUGUGCGAUGGCAGACCACAAUGUCAAGAUUUUUCUGAUGAGAGGGAUUGCUUCACACGCAGCAAGAGCUGCAGCCAUCGCUGUGACAACAAAACUCGCUGCAUACCAGAAAACUUUGUGUGUGAUGGAGAGAAAGACUGUGUGGAUGGCACUGAUGAAUCUGACUGUGGGUACCCCACAAAGGUUGUGAAGUGUGAAAGUCCUGCUGUAUUGUGUCGUGAUGGGUCGCUGUGCAUCCCUCACACUAGUCUCUGUGAUGGCAAAAGAGAUUGUCCUGAUGGAUAUGAUGAAACGUUUUGCUUUGACAAAUGUCCGAACUCAGGUGACUUUCUAUGCAAGGACAGGAGGAAGUGUGUUGAUGGGAAUCUGGUGUGUGAUGGUCACGCUCACUGCAUUGACGGUUCAGAUGAGCUGGGAUGUCCAACCAUGGCUGCUGAAACCUCAUCCUCGGGGCCGUUAAAGUGUCGUUUGGGCUCUAAACCCUGUGAGGAUGGACGUGAGUGUGUUCUGCACAGUCAUGUGUGUGAUGGAGAGAGGGACUGUAAGGAUGGAUCUGAUGAGCGGGGCUGUGAAUAUAAGUGUAAAGCAGAUCAGUUCCAGUGCGCUCAUGGGAGGAUGUGUAUCGACAGAAAGCAGGUGUGUGACGGCACACCUCAGUGUCAGGACCGCUCUGAUGAAAUGGACUGUUUCACUCGCUCGCAUGACUGCAAACACCAGUGUGACAACAAGACUCGCUGCAUCCCAGAAAACUUCCUCUGUGAUGGAGAGAAAGACUGUGUAGAUGCCACUGAUGAAGACAACUGUGAUCGUAUUACUGGCCCAUCGAUCAAAAUAUCAACUCAGCCAGUCUGCAUUAGCCCUUCUGUUUUUUGUCAUGAAACCUCAAAAUGCAUCACACAAUCCCAAAUAUGUGAUGGGAAGAAAGACUGUCCGAGUGGAGCAGAUGAGCAGUUUUGCAUGCAUUCAUGUCCAGAUCCAGACCAGUUUCUGUGCAAGGACAGACGGCAGUGUGUUUGGAGAACCCUGGUGUGCGACGGUUACCCGCACUGCGCUGAUGGGUCGGAUGAGCAACAGUGUCCCACCUGUGCUUUACGUUGCGACCAGAAGAUGGUGUGUCUGACUAAACAGCAGCUCUGUGAUGGUAAACCAGACUGUAGAGACGGUUCAGAUGAGAAGAACUGUUACACUAGUGUGGUUGCAAGUGCUUCAUUGCCUCUGAAAUGUCCCUUGGGAUCCAAGCCUUGUAGGGAUGGGAAAGAGUGUGUCCUGUACAGCCACGUGUGUGAUGGAGAGAAAGAUUGCAAAGAUGGAUCUGAUGAAAGGAACUGUGAAAGUAAAUGUAAAAAAGGCCAAUUCCAAUGCGCUCAUGGCAAGAAAUGUAUAGACAUGAAGCUUGUAUGUGACGGCACACCUCAGUGUCAGGACCGAUCGGAUGAGAUCAACUGCAUGAAGCUCUCUGAGGAGUGCAGACACCAGUGUGACAAUAAAACCCGCUGCCUUCCUGAAUCCUUCCUCUGUGAUGGAGAGAAAGACUGUGUGGAUGGCACGGACGAAGCCAACUGUGUGGUGGAGCCGUGUUCAAGUGACCGUUUCCAGUGCAGUAACGGUCAGUGUGUGGCUCUGUCCCUCCGCUGUGACGGGUUCGCUGACUGUCGUGAUCACUCUGAUGAGAAGAGCUGUGCUCAGCCGCCUCACUGUCCUGUGGAGCAGCGCUGCCCUCACACUCACGAGUGCCUGCUGAAAGAGUGGCUCUGUGAUGGAGACCAGGACUGCAGUGAUGGGUCUGAUGAGAGGAACUGCAAGGUGAGUCCGCUGAAGUGUGGAGAGUUCCAGUGGUCCUGUGCGUCUAAAACUCAAUGCGUUGCAAAGAUGUGGAAGUGUGAUGGCGUGAAGGACUGCAAGGACGAGAGUGAUGAAUCUGGCUGUGGUCAAGUGAAAUGCCCAACACACUUGUUCCAGUGUGGAAGUGAGGAGUGUGUGGACCCAAAUCUGGUGUGCAACGGGCGCUCUGACUGUGCAGACGGUUCUGAUGAGGGUGUGGGCUGUCUAAAGAACAACUGCUCCAGUCCCAGCAGCCCUUCAUGUCAACACUACUGCUUCAGCACUCCACAUGGAGCGAGAUGUGGCUGUAAGACUGGCUUCAGGCUUCAGUCUGAAGGUUUAACCUGCUAUGACAUAGAUGAAUGUAAAGAGAUUCUGCCCGCUGCCUGCAGUCAUAACUGCGUCAACACGCUAGGCUCCUACCUGUGUCGAUGCCACCCUGAAUUUAUACUGGAGCCAGAUGGUCGCAGCUGCAAGGCGGCAGAGGAGCCCAGUCUUUUGGUCUCUGAACAGUACAAGCUGCUAAAGUUGGGUCUGCAAAACGCCAAUAUUCAAGCUCUCAUCACACCAGGACGGAAGCCUGUCUUCUCUCUGGACUAUGACCUGAGAGAGCAUAAAGUUUAUUGGGUCAGUCUGGAGGAAGAAAGCAUCAAAUAUGCCUUCCAUGGAGAAAAGGACAACUUUAGAACUAUCGUCAAAGGUGUGAAGUCAGACUCCAUUGCUAUUGACUGGUUGGGAAGGAACCUUUACUGGGUUGAUGGUGUUGCUGGGCAGAUUCUAGCUGUGAGAUUGACCAAUAGCAUUGUGAAGCCCCAAAACUACAUUGUGAUUCUGGAUAAGGAUUUAAAGCAGCCCCGCUCGCUUGCGCUGCUGCCGCAGAAAGGGAUAAUGUUCUGGUCUGAGAUUGGAGGUCCCGCACAGAUCGAGCGCUCUAGCAUGGACGGCUCGGACAGGAGGGUGAUUAUCAGCCGUGGUCUCGACUGGCCUGUCAGUGUGACGGUGGACGUUUUGACAGACCGACUAUAUUGGACUGACGAGAAGCUCGGAUGUAUAGGCUCGGCGACAUUUGAUGGAGGAAACAUGAAGUUUCUACAGCUGUCUGAGAUGCCCAGUCCUUUCUCUGUGGCGGUGUUUAAUGACAUGGUCUACUGGUCUGACACUCGUAGAAGAUCCAUUCAAGGUGCCAAUAAACUGACUGGCAAGAACCGUAAAGUUUUUCUCAAGAGACCCGGACAGCCUUUCGGCCUCAAAGUUGUCCACCCUCUCUUGCAGCCCAACGUGUCCAACCCCUGUAAUAAGCUGAAGUGCUCCCACGUGUGUUUGCUGGCUGCGGCGCUCAAAGCGGUUUGUCGCUGCCCGGCAGGACUUCUGUUGGCCGUGGACGGAGUCACUUGCGACCCACUUGUCGAUUCUUCUUCCUCUUUCCUUAUGCUACUGUCACCUACCAUGAUCACACAGAUCUUCACCAGGAGCCUUCAAGAAGAGGUUGGGCUGAUGACCUGGCCCGAGCACCGUAACCUGACUCUCCCGGGCGUGAAGGAGGCUUCAGACUUCGAUCUGCUCCUUAGAGACCGCACCGUCUCCCUGGCUGACGCGGGACAGGGCUCAGUGGCUCAGCUCAAGUUCAGCAGCUCUGGCUUCACACCGAUCGGCUCCGUGCUGCAGCUCAAAGGGGACCUGGUGACCGCUCUGGCUGUGGACUGGGUCACCCGUAACCUGUACUGGAGCAGCGUCAAGAGUCCGCAGCUGUACGUCACGUCCCCUGGAGGGAAGUUCACCGCCAUGGUGCUGCAGGCGGAGCUAGGGGGAACCAUCUCCAUCGCCCUGCACCCUCCCUCGGGCCAGCUGUGCUUCACCGCAAUGGGGCAGGGGGGGCCCGAGCCAAUGCCUCAGAUCCACUGCGCUCACAUGGACGGGAGGAACCGCACGCUGCUGUGGAGCAAAGCCAAGAUGCCCGCUUCACUCGCGUUUUCUGAGAAGGGAACAUCACUGUAUUGGGCAGAUAUUGGCAGUGAACUGAUCAGCUCUAUUAAUCUAGACGGCUCCGGUUAUAAGGAGUUUAGCACCGGCCCUGCCUUCAUGAUCUCUUUUGCCCGUAUCGAGAACACCAACUUCUGGAUCACCCUGGAGAACGGUUCAACUCAAGUGUGGUACAGCGAUGGCUUCCAGCCCAAGCAGAUGUGGUUUGAGGUGAAGACGAGUGUUCUAGAGUUGAAGGCUUUCAGCAGGUCCAGUCAGAAAGGAACCAAUGUGUGCUCUGAGAGCAAUGGGGGCUGCAGUCACCUGUGUCUGCCCUAUCCCGGUGGACGCUCGUGUCGCUGUGCGCAGGACUUCCUUGCUGUGAACAAGACUCAAUGUCUUUCCAACCUCAAGUGUCCCGUUGGCAGUAAAGCCUGCCGGGACGGCCUCAAGUGUGUCCCCGUGGCCAAGUUCUGUGACCAAGUCCCAGACUGCCAGGACCAAUCGGAUGAGGACUGUGACCUUGUGAAAACCAAACCAGGUGUCAAAUCCAAAUCUGGGCCUUUGUCUCUGGGCUCUGCUGUGGGACAGUCUCCGUCUCAAGACGACGAGGGUGUGGACCAGGGUCUGUCGUGUGAGGAGCGAUGCGGGAGUCAUGGGAAGUGUGUGAGCGUGAAGGGAGAGCUGGUGUGUGAGUGUGAGGAGGGCUACAGCGGGGAUCUCUGUCAGAACACUAACUCCAGCUCCACUGGCCUCGCGCUCUCACUCAGCUUUCUCUUCGGUGGAGCUCUGCUGGCUGCCGUCAUCCUCAGGAGGAGAAGGAUGCGCGCAGCAAGGGAAGAGGCUACUGAAAAAGAGACGCUGGUGCCUGCUGACGUGAAGGAGCACACAACCUACACUCAAAACUUUGAUAAUGAGUUGUAUGAUCCAGAAGAGGCUCCGAUUGCUCCAGUUGUCACCACGCCUGUUGUCAGCUAACUUUUUUUGUGUGUUUUAAUGUCUAAUAAAACUAUUGACUUUGCAAGAAA
This is a messenger RNA of Pimephales promelas (fathead minnow), 11769 nucleotides long. NCBI's taxonomy places the organism in Eukaryota, Metazoa, Chordata, Actinopteri, Cypriniformes, Leuciscidae. The record is from RefSeq and is a predicted model, not a curated record.